This is a messenger RNA of Caenorhabditis bovis, 951 nucleotides long. NCBI's taxonomy places the organism in Eukaryota, Metazoa, Nematoda, Chromadorea, Rhabditida, Rhabditidae. The record is from the annotation of a GenBank genome assembly.
AUGCGGGAAAAACGAGAAGACGAUUGUGACCGGACGAAGGACGAUCGAGAAGAUCGGCGGAAGCGAGAAAAAAAGAAAAGUAUUGCAAGAGUCGACAGAGAUGUUCCGAAAGAUGAAAAAGAUGCAAUCGUGAAAGAAUUCAAAGAUGAAUGUCCGAAUGAGAAGCCGGACAAGGCGAAAUGCGGCGAGUUUGCGAAAAACGAGAAGCUGAAUCGGAGUGCCGAUCUUCCGAUUCUCGACGAGAAUCGGAUAAAGCUUCAAGAUGCUGGAUACAUCAAUGCGAAUGUUAUCAAAAUUGCUGAUUUCAAUUUCACGUUGAUCAUUGCCCAACUCCCUGAUCCGGCCAUCGAUGGAGCAAUCGAGACGUUCUGGAGGAUGAUAUUCCAGAACUCGGUGACCCAAUUGAGCAUUGGCUAUGUGGCGACAGAAACAUCGCUGGCACCGGCUCAACUAUUCCCAAUUGCCAGUGGCGCGUUUUUGUAUUUCGGAAAAAUGUUUGUGAACAACAAAAAAGUGGAAACGAUUGGAAAAGAAACGCUGACUUACACGCUGGAAGUCUUGCCAGAUGGAUGUUCGAAUUCGAUAAUGGUCACUGUCUACCAUCAUGUCAACUGGAAAAAGGGCAAAGGUCCCGCGGUUAUUGGCGACAUUCCGCUUGUCGCUGAGAAAAUGCUGAAGGCCAACGACAGCAUCGCGUUUUGCAGUUUGAAUGGUCCGGGUCGUGGUGGGACCAUGGCAGCGAUAUUCGCUUCGAUGUUUGCUAUCAACAAGAACAAUGAAAUUAAGGUGAAAGAAGUCGUCGCGAAGCUUCGCCAACAGCGGUAUGGCAUUGUCGAGACUCAAGAGCAGUACAUUUCGAUUUACGCGGUCCUCGCACAGUGGUUCAAAUCGAACUCGCGCGACACGGAUUUCACAAAGAAGCUUGACGAGCUCGCGAUUCUCAAGAGCUAA